Molecule: messenger RNA, 2709 nt
Organism: Ustilaginoidea virens
Lineage: Eukaryota; Fungi; Ascomycota; Sordariomycetes; Hypocreales; Clavicipitaceae
Exons: 2
Coding region: 1-2709 (902 amino acids)
Biological process (GO): protein secretion
Source: RefSeq, a predicted model, not a curated record
AUGGAGGAAUCAUCGCAGCAGCAGAAUCCAGGCACAAAGCUGCUGGAGAAUAUCGUAGAGGCCGCCAAGAAGGCUUUUGAUCCCACUACAGCGCCUGAAGUCCGAAGAUCGGAGCUUGAAGCAUACAAUGAACUCAUUGCUAAGACAGAAACGUGGAUUCUCCUGCCCGUCUUGAACUCCCUGAUCAAACCAGGCAUACUGCCAACAUGGCUUCGGGAACCAUUGUUGCAGGCUUUGGCAGUGCUGCCCUUGCGGCCCGACGGCGUCCGCGGUACCAUGGAGUUCGUGUUCUCGGUCCAUCCCAGCAAUCAUGGAGCCGCACCAGUUACCCAGAAGCCGCAGAAGGACGGUGCGAGCAUAACACACGAGGCUGUUGCUGUUGCCAGCAGACUUCUUUCGGCUGUUCCGGCUCCCCUAAGCCCUCAGGAAUGGUACGAUGGCAUUGCCCCUCAGCUGUUCGGCCUUUUCGACGGCGACGCAGGCCAGGAUUUGGCCAAGACGGCAGCCCAGAUAGUUGGCUUUGGAAUCUUGGGCAGGAAACAAAUCGGUGCUCCGGGAAAGCCAGGGUGGAACAGCUUCGUUCAGCCCCUCAUUGAGCAGAUCAAUCCAUCACUCACCAAUGCCCCAAAGCAGAAGGAUUCCCAGCAUGGAGACGAGACAGGUUAUGAAAUCGUCGACUUGACCACAAACAAAACGCUUGUCCCCGGGCAGCAUCUUGCGAUGGCUCUUGGACGGUUAACAACCCUGCUAUUUUCGAACCCAUCUCCAGGGCUCUGCAAGCGUGUAUUGAACCCAAUUGUAGUACAACUCUGGGCUCUUGCCUCUGUUGCUCAUCCAUCAGAACGCAUCGCUCAGGACUUCUGUUCUCCGGCGGAAAAGCUUGUACAAACAUACUUGAAACUAUUUGGCAAGACAGAGAAUGUGCUUCCCAUAAUUCACGGCAUUCUUUGCGAGGGAUCUGUGCACGGCGUCAAUCCCUGGCAAUAUAGGUUGGCCGCUAAUGGUACCAUCGACAUCAUUGGUUUGACCAAGGAAGAAGAGUUGAAUUAUGGGACCAGCUUUGCGGAAAUAGAGCCGAGGGCUGAAAAACUUGCGCGAUUAAUAGCAGUCUCUUUCUCUAAUGAGGAAAUUUCCCGCCUGUUUCUUUUCCUCUUACGACGAUGGAUCCAAUCAAAGCAGCAACGAAUCGAAGUGAAUAUUGAAUCGAGACCUACCGACGAUGCAAUCGGUUCGCCUAUUGGGAAACUCGCAGAAGUCGCCGUUCUGCAGAAGCUAAUGGAGGUGGCCCCGGACCAGCUCGUUACUCACUUCAACCAGCUCAUGGAUGUAAUAUGCCAGGUCCUAACGGGGGACGAACGCUCACCGCUCGGGAGUGAUGCUGUAUCAGUCGUACUUAGCCUACUCAACUUGGUCAUUACCGCCACAGGCUUUCAUCGUUCAGAUAUCCGGCCUCAAGACUUGAAAGUCAUUGAGGCUUCCCUGCAAAGACUAUGCUGUUCAGACGACGAAGAAGUGUCAGGGACUUCAAGGAAUCUGCAAAUGCUGCUGAGAUACCGGGGCGAAGUCGAGUCAAUGUCAUACAGCCCGGUCUCUGUUCCCUCUGUCCGCCAAAUUGAGGACAGGAGAGUCUACAACCUGGCCAUGAAUUACAUCACAGGAGAUGCAGAGAGCCCGCCACCAGUGGUUUCAGAAGGACUUGACUUGCUCUCAACCUUGAUAUUGGCCGAAAGCCCCGCCUUGGACAUCAACGCCGUCACCGUUUUGAUGUCCGGCCUGCUCAAGAGCAACGAAGAUUACAUAAACCUGAGAGUUAUCAAGGUGUUUACGCAACUGGCAAACAGACACCCUAAAUCGACAACUCAAGAAAUUCUUGACAAUUAUUUGGAUCCUCAGGAAUGCUCCACAACUGACACUCGGCUAAGGUUUGGAGAGGCGCUGCUACAAGUUGUGGAACGGCUCGGGGAAACUUUCUCUGGUGAGGUGGCUCAGCGAACAGGAGAGGCGCUACUUUCGAUAGCGGGUCGGCGUGGAAUGAGGGCAAAAACUAUGGCGAAGCAAGCUCGUGAGGAGAGGCUGGCCAAGCUUAAGAGAGAGAAGUCAUUGCGGGAUGAGGAUGCCGAUAGUGACGAGGACCCCAACGAUGAUGAGGAACUUGCAAAGGUGGAAAAGAUCAACAAUGAGAUUCUGUCCCAAAUUCUUCAAGGAUGGGAGAGCAAACGUGGCAGCGAAGACGUUCGCAUGAGGACAUCAGCAUUGUCUAUUUUCGGGAGCGCUUUGGAAAGCAAUAUCGUGGGCGUUGGGUCUCUGCUCGUAUCCAACGCAGUUGAUCUCUGCGUCAACAUUCUUACUUUGGAGAGGGGGCUUGAGUACGGCAUCCUUCGCCGGGCAGCGAUUCUGGUCAUUCUUGGGGUUGUUCGCGCCAUGCACCAAGCAAAGGAAAGCGGCCGGUCCCUCGGUUUUGGACUCACAGAGUCGAGCCGGAAAGACAUUCAACGGACGCUCAGCUACGUUGCGGACACGGACAAUGACGGCCUUGUUCAGCAACAUGCUCGGGACGUGGUGGAAAGUGUGCAAAGCUGGCAUGUUGGGACUCUGCUAUCUCAGCAGGCGGCAACAAGCCCUAGCCUCUCGCGGUUGGAAGGGCUGGCCCUGAACCCUGGGCGAGGAGGCAUCGGUCGACCACGGCCCCAAAUUGAAGAAGUAGAAUGA